Messenger RNA from Owenia fusiformis, 1846 nucleotides. NCBI's taxonomy places the organism in Eukaryota, Metazoa, Annelida, Polychaeta, Sabellida, Oweniidae. The record is from the annotation of a GenBank genome assembly.
UAGGAUAAUUAUGUAUCCCAUAGGUAAUGGCUGUAGCUCGGUGAGAUGUAUAAAUUAUGUGCAGCGAAAUCAAACGGUAUAUAAAAUCUUCAACAGGUAAAACAGCAAACAGAUUGAUUCAGAGGAACAUCAUGAAAACUUCGAACAAAAAUGAGCGCCGAUGUAUGAUGACCAAUUAAGGAGAUAUUUUGCUGAAAUUUAAUAUAAAAUAACAGCUUUUUGAAAUAAGUGACAUUUAAAUAACUGAAUGAUAAAUUGAAUAAAACAAUAAAAACAAGAUAAUCGCAGAUAAUUUGAAUUAUCUAUAACUUGAUUGACAUGGCGGACAACGACUUCAAUCAGACCAUGGCGUUGUUGACGUCUGUCUACGCAGGAAACUACGCGUUUUACUCUAACGCCGCCGCCACUGCUGCAGCCGCCGCAGCGAGAGGAACGAACGGAGGGUUCCUUCCACCACUACCCAACAACAUGCCAUUUCUUAGCCCUUCAACGACAGAAUCCGUUAGUCCCGGGAACUCUCCAGGGGCGCACAAUCUCACAAAAUCACAAUCAAAUGGACAUUCUGCAAAUACGAAUUUCUCAAUCGACGGUAUACUUGGUAAGCCCGAUCCGAGAUUUGGGUUGGGGUCACCUUCGUUAUUUUCUCUUGACAAAGACUUAUUAGAUAAACAUUUAGGAAAGGCUUACGAGGGCUUCAUUCCUGACGAAACUGAUUUAAACUCAAGGUUUUCCUGGUUACAGUGCACACGUUACAAACCCCCUAAACUACCUAGAGUGAAAAGAAAGGACGCGAUAAAGAAGCGAAAGUUAGGACGUAACCCUCGUGUUCCGUUCACACAGCACCAAGUGACGACGCUCGAGGCGAAGUUCCGGAGGACGCACUACCUUAGCAGCGUCGAUGUAGCCGAGCUCUCCGCCGCCCUAAAUCUCACAGAAACACGGGUGAAAAUCUGGUUCCAAAAUCGACGAGCACGAGAAAGGAGAGAUCGUGAAACGAGCCCUAUGGCGGCCGUUGCUUCACCUUCAGCAACAUCUACUUCGAUGGCAACAAGUAGCCCUUCUUCUACGCAGCAACAGCGCAUUAAUUCAACAACAAGCACAGCAUCUAGUUCAUGGCCAGCCCCAGCACCACCAAACCCAUCCGCGGUUGCACAAUUUUCACAUGCCUUACAACAAGGCGUUUCGGCGUUUACCCCAGUAUCAUUUGGAGGCUUUUGAGCUAAUUUUGACAUUUCAAAUAAUUCGAAAAAUAGCUAUAACUUUUGCAAAGCAUCUUUAAGUUUCCGACACGGUCUGCAUAAUUCAAUCAGGUGAUUCAGUAUAGCCUGCUAUGACAAUGAAUCAUUGGUCCAUGCACAGUACUAAAAAUGUUCACGGUGUGUAAUUCCAAAAUAUAGGAGAAAGUACAACAUAGCCUUUACAGAAAACCUAGUACAGUAAAGUUCAACACAAUCUGUAAAUUAUGAAAAAAUGUGUAUUGUGAAAAUCAUGAAACAUGAUAUUGACAAUACAAGUAUUAUUAAGCAUGAAAAGCUUUGUAAAUAAUUAUAAAUUAUAUUUUACUGAUAUAUUUGUAAAUUGAUGUCUUGUAUAUAUAAAUAUUCAAAGAACAAAUAUAAUAUCAAAGUAUGACUCAACCGAAGUUCUAUAUUUUUGUUUGAUUAUUUAUUGAAAGUAGCACCAUUGGGUCAUAUUAUACAUGCGAGGAGAAUGGCCAAGCAUGAGAGCCAAUGAGUGUGGAGAUACUGGUUUGAUUUUAUAUCUUUUGGCCUUAAUCCAUUUGAAUAUUCCGGUUAAGGCACUCUCUGUUAUUAUACAAGGGCUGAUCCAUAUAUUCUGAUAAAAA